Molecule: messenger RNA, 1158 nt
Organism: Plasmodium berghei ANKA
Lineage: Eukaryota; Apicomplexa; Aconoidasida; Haemosporida; Plasmodiidae
Product: pre-mRNA-splicing factor RBM22, putative
Exons: 1
Coding region: 1-1158 (385 amino acids)
Cellular component (GO): Prp19 complex; U2-type catalytic step 1 spliceosome; U2-type catalytic step 2 spliceosome
Molecular function (GO): metal ion binding; U6 snRNA binding; pre-mRNA binding
Source: RefSeq, a predicted model, not a curated record
AUGGAUAGAUAUGGACACAAUAUAAGAGGGGAUGUAAAAAAACAAGGUUAUGAAAAUUCUGAUUUACCAAUAUUGUGUGAAACUUGUUUAGGAGAAAAUCCAUAUGUUAGAAUAAUAAGGGAAGAAAAUGGAAAAGAAUGUAAAAUUUGUAAAAAUGCAUUUACUUUAUUUCGAUGGAAACCAGGUCAUAAUGCAAGAUAUAAACAAACAAUAAUAUGUAAUAAGUGUGCAAAAGUAAAAAAUGUAUGUCAAACCUGUUUAUUUGAUUUAGAAUAUAAUUUACCUGUACAAGUCAGGGAUAAAUUCCUUGAAACAAGUAUUACCUUGCCAGAAAAUGAAACAAAUCGGAAUUUUUUUUUAGAACAGCUAGAAAACAAUAUAUCUACAGGUACGUACGAUAAAAUUAAUCAUGGAAAUAUGGAUUUAUCAAAAUUAAAAAGAAGGGAUCCAUAUUUUAAAAGAAAUAUGGCAAGAGUAUGCAGUUUUUGGAGAAAAAAUGCAUGUAAUCGAGGAGACGAAUGCCCAUAUUUACAUAAGGAAAUUCAUUUGAAUAAAUCGCUAGCUAGCCAAAAUAUAAAAAGUAGGUAUACAGGUGAAAAUGAUGUAUUAGCAGAAACUAUAUUAAACAGAUAUAAAAAUGAUAAUAUUGAUGAAAAAAAUAUGGCUAAUAAAAUAUGUAUACAAGGUAUUAGUAAUUCAACACGGGUUGAAAAUAUUAAAGAAUGUUUUAAAAAAUUUGGGGAAAUAAAAUCAUUUAAAAUGAUACCAAAAGAUUCAAAAAUUUUUAUUUCAUAUGCUACUUUAACAGCUGCAAAAAAUGCAGCUGAAAAAUAUAAAGAUGGCCUCGAAUUAAAUGGAUCUAAUUUAACAGUAACGAUACAAGACAAUCCUAAUAAUAAUGUUUGGCCAUCUCCAGCCUUUGGGAAAUAUAAUACAUACCUUUCCCAGUUUAAUAACAAUAAUAAUAACAAAUUUACAAAAAAUAAUAAUAAUUUUAGGUUUCAUAAUCCUCCUCCCUCACAUUCUCAAGGGAACACAAUGAAUAAUAUGAUGCCCCCUAUAUAUUUUCCUUAUAAUAAUUAUAAUUUGAAUUCAAUGCCUCCAAAUGCAAUUCCAUAUGCCUCUAUGCUUCCUUCUGAGGCAGAGCAAAGAAAGUAA